Triticum turgidum subsp. durum (durum wheat) is the source of this 1986-nucleotide messenger RNA. The record is from the annotation of a GenBank genome assembly. Lineage: Eukaryota; Viridiplantae; Streptophyta; Magnoliopsida; Poales; Poaceae.
AUGGCGUCCGAAUCGACGGCCGACCGCGCCUCGGUCGAUUCCCCCGGCGACGCCUCCCCGUGGCCGGCGUCGAUUCUCCUCGCCCAGGAGGCGUACGGCGCCGUCAGCAGGAACCACACCACGGCCACAGCCAAAUCGAGGGUCGACCACACCGUGGAGCUCACCUUCUGGGUCGCCGACCCGCCGGCGGUGUCCUUCUACACGUUCCACUGCUCCAAGCCCCCCACCUCCGACUCCGAGGACGCCGCCGACUUGCAAGUUCAGCCACACGUGGUCGGCGCGGAGGGCCGAUUCGUUCUCGUCCGCACCUUCUUCGCUUCCGGCGACGACGAGUUUGAAUACUUCAUCUACAAGGGCGACCCCAGGUCCCCGUCCCUCGAGAGCGUGCCGCUUCCCGAUGAUGAUAGGCUGAGCGGAUGCGGAGGUACCGAGUUCGGAAUCGUGCCCCGCGGCGACGGCGACCAUUAUCUCCUGAUUGCGCUCUGUUACGCGGCGACCUUGAAGGAUUACCGGCUUCACAUCUACUCGUCCGAGGACAGAGCAUGGAGGACCAAGGAACUGCUCAAUCCAUGUCCUCGGGUCCUUACGAUUGCACCAGACAAGGUGAUGCUGCUCCGAGAUGGCGUGCUGGUGUGGGUCGAUUUGCUGUGCGGGAUGCUGGUGUGUGACAUACUUCAAGAACGAGAACCCCUUCACGCGCGCUACAUCCCAUUGCCUGAGCCAUUGCCUAGAAACAGAGAACAGAUUUUGAAGCAGUUAAUCCCGGGAGCUGCCAUCAGGCGUUAUCGGGAUGUCGCCUGUGUCGAUGGUCUGAUCAAGUUUGUUGAGAUGGAACACCGCGUCACUGUAACAGAGAUUGUAGAGGUUCCUCCUGAAAAGCCGUCUGACCCCAGGGACAAGACUGUGCUCUAUGAUUCUGACUUGAUCAUGCUCUACAAGCGCAAACAUGUGGACAACAAGCCCAAGACGCUGCACACAAUGAAUGGUUGGAGUGCCAUGACAUGGACUAGGGAGAUUGGGUCUGACUGUUGGCUCAAGGGAGUCAUUGUUGACGUUGAUGACAUUUUGGUCGAUGAUUCGGCGUUUUCAGCCUUACUGUCUGGCCAAAGGAACGAAUCCGCUGGGAGCUUGACAUUCAAGAACAUGUACUCGGCUUGCCCCACCCUCAGCACAGAUGGUAAUGACAUCCUAUACCUCAAGUCAUCAAGGAAAAUGAUUGAUUCAUAUCGAUGGGUGGUUGCGGUUGAUCUUAAGGAGAAAACACUGAUGAAAGUGGAAGCACCUGGGGCGCACCCUUUUGGAGAAUAUUCUCCUUCGUUUCAAAUGUUCCUUCCCUGUGCAUUGGUGAACCAUCUAAAAAUGACUCCAGGCAUUAAAUUCUCAGCAAUUCAGACCGCACAGACAAGCAGCUCUGCAAAUGAGCCAAAUAAUGCAGCUAUCUGUGUCGGCGAGCCUGAUUCCUAUGAACCUGAAAACAAACGUCCAAGGCUAUUGGCUGAGAAAGCCAACCAUGCACAAAAUUUAGCUCAGAGUACUGUACGGAAUGUUCAUAGCUCACAAGCCUGUCCUGAUCAAAACAAUAUGCCUCCACAACCAUGCUUCAACAGGUGGGAGGGGCCUGGCUACGGUGGGUACUCAUCAUGCCCCCCUCAAAACAAUCCGCCGCUGCCACAAUGUUUCAACAACUUCACUCGACCCUGCAACCCUGUGUAUGCACCGUCGGCCCCUGCCCCUAACAUACAUAGCUACGGCAACUAUCAAUCGUUGUGGCAGCAGCCACUACUACCGGAGCAGCAGAUGGCACCUAGCAGGGCAUUUGGACCUCACGUGGCACCCCAUCCAUACUUCAACAACUGGCGUGGAGCCGGACACCAUGGGAAUUCACAGCAAUACCCUGCGGGUAACUCAUAUUACUAUGGUGCGCACUCAGGCAGUGGCAACCAAGGAUUUGGUUACCGUCCGAUUUACUACGAUCACCGAUACUAA